CCGACCAGGGCCCCAGGCUGGGGAGAAGUCUGCAACCUGGGCCUGUGCCCUUGACUAGAAUCGAACCCAGGACCUUUCAGUCUGCAGGCCGACGCUCUAUCCACAGAGUUACACCGGCCGGGGCUGGAGGUCCUUCGUUUUCACAGCUGCAGAGCAUCCCGUGGUGUCAACGUCCCACAGCUGUUGUACCCACUGGUCUCCUGAUGGCACGUGGGCUGCGUCCAGGGUCCCACGGCGGCGGCAGCAAUGCUCACGGACCCUGUACAGGGCCGUGUGGUCUUUGAGGACGUGGCCAUCCGCUUCUCCGGGGAGGAGUGGGGGCUCCUGGAUGAGGCCCAGCGACGCCUGUACCACAACGUGAUGCUGGAGAACGUGGCCCUUCUGUGCUCCGUGGGGAGUUGGCAUGGCGCCCAGGGUGAGGAGGCACCUUUGGAGCAAGGAGAUUCUGUGGGAGAAUCACAGGUCAGGACUCCAAAGCCAGACCCGUCCACCCACAAGGCCCAGCCCUGUGAGACGAAAGGCAUUUUGCAACUGGCUGAGCGUGAUGGAAUGUACCCCGAUCAGGGCCUACCCAUCUGUGGGACAGAUCUCUACCAGCAGCAUCUGGAGCAGCCGGGAGACCACGCCUCCGGAAGGGGCAGCGUCCCCCUGGCAGAGAAGACCUUCCUGUGCAGCGAAGCUGGGGAGGGCUUCCCAGCCGCCCCGGGGCUCCUGCAGCACUGGGCUCCUCACAACAGAUGGAAGCCGCGGGGGGGCACCAAGUACAGAGAGACCUUGGAAAUGGGACGGAAUGAUCACAGGUGCUCUCAGUGUGGGAAAGGCUUCAGCCGGAAACAGAUCCUCGUGCAGCACCAGAAAAUCCACACGGGAGUGAGGCCGCACGCGUGCGGCAAGUGUGGCAUGGCCUUCCUCAGGAAGUUCCACCUCGUGCAGCACCAGCGGGUCCACACUGGGGAACGGCCCUUCGAGUGCAGCGAGUGUGGCAAAUCCUUCAGGUACAAGUCCACCCUCAUGGGCCACCAGAGAGUCCACACCGAGUCAGGCCCGUCUGAGUGCAACAAAUGUGGGAAACUCUUCAAGUACAAAGCCAACCUCGUGAAACAUCAGAGCAUUCACAAUGGAGAAUGGCCGUACGAGUGCCGAUUGUGUGGGAAGUUCUUUAAGUACAACUACAGACUCGUCAGACACGGGCGAGUUCACACUGUAGAAAGGCCCUACGAGUGCGGGGAAUGCGGGAAGUUUUUCAGGUACAGCUCGACGUUCGUGAGGCACCAGCGGGUUCACACCGCAGAAAGGCCUUACGGUUGCCGGGAAUGUGGCAAGUUCUUCCAGUCCAACUCCACGCUCGUCAAACAUCAGCGAGUCCACACCGGGGAAAGGCCGUACGAGUGCAGCGAAUGUGGGAAGUUCUUCCGCUACACGUCCACGCUCCUCAGACAUCGGAGAGUUCACACUGUCGCAAGGCCUUACGAGUGCAGCUUAUGUGGGGAAUUCUUUAGGUACAAGUCCAAGCUCGUUAAACAUUGGCAGAAUCACACCGGGGCAAGGCCGUACGAGUGCAGCGAAUGUGGGAAAGCCUUUACGUACCACUGCAGACUCCUCAGACAUCAGAGAGUUCACACUGGAGAGAGGCCAUACGAGUGCAGUGAAUGUGGGAAAUUCUUCCGGUACAACUCCAGCCUCCUGAAACAUUGGAGAAAUCACACUGGAGAGAGGCCCUAUGAGUGCAGCGAGUGUGGGAAAGCCUUUAGCCACAGACACAUACUUGUUGAGCAUCAAAAAAUCCACACUGGAGAAAGGCCCUACACAUGCAGCAAAUGUCAGAAGGCCUUCGUUCGGAAGUCCCACCUUGUUCAUCACCAGAAAAUCCACAGCCAAGACAGGCCUGUGAGAGGCGUGAAGGUGAGAAAUUCUUCGGCUACAGCUCCAACCUCAUUAAACAGAAUUCAUGCCGGCAAGGAGCUCAGGAGUGCAGAGAAGACGGUAAACCUUCUGGAUACCACGCUAAACUCAUUCCCCUGGAGAAGGGACUUACGAGUUCACACUGGGUUAGGGCCUUCGGAAUACGGUGAAUGCGAGAACGCCUUUAAGUGCAACUCCCAUCCCGUGACACAUCAGAGAUUUCAUGAUGGAGAAAGACUGUGAGUGCAGUGAAUAUGGGCACGUGCUCAGCCAAACCUCCAGCCACACUCUGGCACCAAAGAUUCAUCUCAGAGAGAGUAUAGCAAAUGGUGAAGGACUUCAGCCAAAUGUCUGCUCUAAUUUAUCCCCAGGAACUACUGUAAUGUAGUUUUUAGUCUUAAUUUUACGUUUUUAAUUGUGGUUAAAAUGCCUGUAACAAAGUUUACCCUCUAGCAUUUUAAUGGCACAGUUUAGUCAUGUUAAAAAUUCACACACACACACACACAAAAUUCACAUAUUUGUGUAACUAAUCUCCAGUAUUUUUUUUAUCUUGUAAAACUGAAACUCCAUACUCAUGAAACAGCUCCUCCUACCCUUGCCCUACUGCACCAGGCAACCACAUUCUGCUUUCUGUCUCUCUGAAUUUGAUUCCUGAGGAUAUUUCAUAUAAGUGGAGUCAUACAGCAGUUGUCUUUCCAUGACUGGUUGCUUUUCUGAGCAUAAUUUCCCCACGUUGAAGCAUUUGUCAGCAUUUCCUUCUAGUUUGAGAAGGAAUCAGGGUUGACCCACCUAAGACAUGAGGAAUGGCGCUGCUGGAAUCAGUAGAGCUUUGCCAGAUGUUAGGAUAUUUCUACAGGAAGGGAGAGCUAGAUUUUGUAUGGACUCUUUAUUUAACAGUUUUAUUGAUACAUUAACAUAAAUGGCAUUUUUUUUAAAGUGUAAAAUAUAUUUUCAUAUGUGUGUACACAAGGGGACCAUCACCAAAGUCAUGAUAAUGAACAUAUCCAUCAGCCUGUAGUUUUCUUUCUUAAGUAUUGAUUUUUACGGAGGAAGGAACAUUGAUUUUGUUGUUCCACUUAUUUAUGCAUGCGUUGGUUGAUUCUUGUAUGUGCCCUGACUAGGGGAUUGAACCCACAACCUUGGCGUAUCGGGAUGAGGCAAUAGCCAACUGAGCUACACGGCCAGGGCCAGUUUUCAUUGGCCCCUUUAUAGUCUCUCCCAGUUCUGCCCAACUGGUCAUCCCCAGAUACACACUAUAGUUUGCAUUUCUAGAACUGUAUAAAAUAAAUCCUACAGUUACUCUUGUAUAGCUGCUUUUACUAAGCGCAUACAUAUAUAUAUACAUUUUAGGAUUAUCCAUGUUGUGUGUGCAAAAGCAUCGCAUCCAAUAAUAAGCACGGCUCUGUGUUAUCGCAGUGGCACACGUAUAAACAACACGGUGCUUCUACAUUCUGACAAUCACUCUGAGAAGAGUUGUUUAGAGUGGGAAAGUGAAGUUUAACCCUAACACACAAGUUCAGUUUCAUAUGAAUUCAUUAUCAAUAAAAAAUUUUGAAUCA
Molecule: messenger RNA, 3461 nt
Organism: Myotis myotis
Lineage: Eukaryota; Metazoa; Chordata; Mammalia; Chiroptera; Vespertilionidae
Product: zinc finger protein 548-like
Exons: 4
Coding region: 247-2145 (632 amino acids)
Biological process (GO): negative regulation of transcription by RNA polymerase II
Molecular function (GO): DNA-binding transcription repressor activity, RNA polymerase II-specific
Source: RefSeq, a predicted model, not a curated record